Molecule: messenger RNA, 1797 nt
Organism: Penicillium olsonii
Lineage: Eukaryota; Fungi; Ascomycota; Eurotiomycetes; Eurotiales; Aspergillaceae
Source: the annotation of a GenBank genome assembly
AUGCAUCUCCGGUCCGGACUACUCACCUUCAUUGAUUCGCUAUAUUCCGGGGUCACUGGGGCAGACGCGCGCUCAACAUGGAGGCACCAGUAUCAGCUCCUCCAGGGAGCGCAACCCCAAAAGACCAAGCGAAUACUUACAUGGACGGGGCUAGUGGCAGGCGCCAUUAUGACCCUGUGGUUUCUCGCUUCGUACAAUAGCCAUGGUGCGCUGGACAAGCGUUCCUGCGAGCAUCCCGUUGUGCGCCUGGUAUCCGAUGCCCAGAGGGCGUUCAAUGAGACCAUGCAACGCCAAUCCACAACAUUGGAGGAGGCAGUGGCGGAGUAUCAUCGGCGGUAUAAUAUGCCACCACCUCCACACUUUGAUGAAUGGUAUGCUUUUGCGACAGCACGGAACACCGUGCUGAUCGAUGAAUUCGACACGAUCUACCAUGCCCUCCAGCCAUUCUGGGGACUCCAACCCAGCACGAUUCGUUCGCGCGUGAGAGAGGAUCUGGGGUACAACAAUUUCGUGAUGGGCGCUGCCGUUCGGGACGGCCGGGUCAUGCAUUUGGGCAAUGGCGGCCAGCAAGAAUUCCAGAAAGAUGCCACCAUCAAAAUCCUGGAGAAAUUUGCUCAAUGGCUGCCCGACAUGCUGCUGGAAUUCAAUGUCCACGAUGAGCCUCGAGUGGCGGUCCCACAUGAGGAGCUACACAGGCUAAUCACCAAGGGCUAUGAGACGCAAGCUCGGUUGGACCACCACGCACUGGUGAAUGGAUUCUCGAAGGGUGACGCUCAUGAUCCUCUCCCACCAGAGGAAACAUACACAACGAGAUUCAAUGAUAUCCAGCGCCAGGAGACCUGGCUUUUCUCUCGGCUUUCGUGUCCGCCAGACACGCCGGCCAGGUCGCUCGACGGCAACGCACCCGAUAACUCGAGUGCGUUUGCUCUCGAGCCUCUGGGUUUCAUCUUCAACCAGACUGCCGCGAGUGAUAUGUGUAAUAGUCCAUCGCUCCGGCAUCGCCUGGGAGUCUUCUACCGGCCAAAUUCUUUCAAGGUGACCAACGAGCUCACGCCAGUAUUCUCCAUGUCGCACCCGUCCUCAUUCCAGGACAUUGCAUACCCUUCGCCGUUCUACUACGAAGGCGUGUCGCAGUACGAUGAAAACACCGCAGUCGAGUGGGAGAACAAGAAGCCACAGCUCUACUGGCGCGGUGGGACCACCGGCGGGCAUAGCAUAGGCGGCGCGUGGCAGAACUUCCAGCGUCAGCGGAUUAUCGGGAAUCUCACCCAUCCGCAGUCCCCUCAGUACCUUUUACAGCGGAAGAACGUGUGUCGACCUGGUCGCACCGAAGGGUGGGAGGUACAACAGGCCAAUCAGACACAACUCGAUGGACUUUUUGACGCCCAUUUCGUCGAGAUUAAAGACUGUGACGAGGAUUGCCCUGCAGAGGAACAGUUCUUUGACGAUAUUCGCGAGCCAGACCCACGCGAAGAAGCGUGGAAGUAUCGGUAUCUUUUAGAUAUGGAUGGCCAUGCAUACAGUGGAAGAUUCUACGCAUUUAUGCGUAGCAAGAGCGUCCCCUUCAAGCUGACUUUCUUCCGAGAGUGGCAUGAGGACAUCUUAAUCCCUUGGGUCCAUUAUGUGCCGAUCAACAAAGAUGGAACGGAGAUCCCUGAGUUGAUACGGUUCUUCGAGCAGGAUCCUACGGGCCAGCAGAUUGCUCGCGCGAUCGGACAAGACGGCCAGGAUUGGGCUGCGAGGACGAUCAGGAACGAUGACAUCGACGUCUACAUGUUCCGGCUUUACCUGGAGUGA